AUGUUUUUCACCUCCUAAUUUCAAGAAUUUAUGGAAAAAGAGAAAUCCAUCUAUUCCACUUUGUAAAAACAUCUUGACAUAAUAUUUGUAUAAAAAUUUACUAAAUUAGGCUAAUCAAUUAGAUUUCACUUAUAAUUCUGUGUUUCAACUAUUUUGCCAUAUAUCAAUUUUACACAAUACUUAAGCAAAUGUUUUUUAGGCUCUUAUGAAAAUGAUAGGUAGUUUGGUGGAAUAAAAAAAAUAGUAAAAUGAUAAUGAUUUACUUCUUAUUGAUAAUCAACCAAAAUCAGCUAAAUUUUUAAAACCAAAUUUUUUUGAAAUAUUUGAAGAAAAAUAAACUCAAUCAUCCAAAAAAUAAUAAUUAUUGAAUACAAAUGAUGAUAAAAAGAAAUUUUCAAUUUAAACUGAAGUUGAGGUUCCAUAAGAAAAGAUAUUUAGAGAAGUCAUAAAAAAUAGAAAAGAACGAUAAAAAUUGGAUGCUCAUCAAUGUGAAGAUUGUGAAAGAUUUUACAAAGCUUUGCCAAAUACAAAUUAAACAGAAAAAUUAAAACAGGAUUUUUCAAGGCAUAGAUUGAAUCAUAAAAUAAACCAAGAAAAAUUAUUAUUAACUCCGGAAUGA
Molecule: messenger RNA, 619 nt
Organism: Paramecium sonneborni
Lineage: Eukaryota; Ciliophora; Oligohymenophorea; Peniculida; Parameciidae
Source: the annotation of a GenBank genome assembly